Molecule: messenger RNA, 447 nt
Organism: Pezoporus flaviventris
Lineage: Eukaryota; Metazoa; Chordata; Aves; Psittaciformes; Psittacidae
Gene: SERF2
Product: small EDRK-rich factor 2
Exons: 3
Coding region: 146-325 (59 amino acids)
Source: RefSeq, a predicted model, not a curated record
GUCCCCCGCCAAUAGGACGGAGGCGGGGGCGGGCUCAGCGCGGCUAUUGGCAGUGCCGCGCCUUUAAAGAGGGGAGCGGGGUGGGGCGCGGGGGGGGUCGGUGCGGGACGUGGCGGCGGAGCGGAGGGCGGGAGGCAGCGGAGCCAUGACCCGCGGGAACCAGCGCGAACUGGCGCGGCAGAAGAACCUGAAGAAGCAGAGCGACUCGGGCAAGGGCAAGCGGCGGGACGACGGGCUCUCGGCCGCCGCCCGCAAGCAGAGGGACUCGGAGAUCAUGCAGCAGAAGCAGAAGAAGGCCGACGAGAAGAAGGAGGGCGCCAAGUAGUGCGCGGCCGGGCCGCCAGCCGGCAGGAUGCCCAGCGCAGCCCCGGGGCCGCGCCGCCCCGGCAGCUCCCUGCGCCCACCUUGGGCCUGCCUCCUAUUAAAGUAGCUCGUGGAGCCCUGCAG